AAUACUUUCCAUCGUCAUGUUAGGGUUUCCUCUGUCUACUUUAGAAGCUAUAGCUGCAAGCGUGAGGUUAGAAAGCAGCACGGGGAGAAAGAUCUCCAUAAAAUCUGAUAUUCAGAGUAAAAAGACAGGUUUACCAGCAAUUAUCAAAACUUAUAUAGGUAAUAAUGUCUGUUAAAAAAGCGGAUGAAACCGUUGAAAGGAAACCAUCGAGCAACAAGAACAUCAGGAAGCUGCGUGCUGCGAGCAUGGUGUGCAGCCUGACAAGCAGUUGGCAGCAGUGGGUGACGGAGAACGAGAAGAAGCAAGCCAGCGAGCCCAGCGGCUGGGCUCCGUCAUCCCUCGAAGGACAACCGGAGGAACCCAAAAAGAACUGGGCCCCUAAAAAGCCUCUUUCUACACAGACCCACCUAAAACCUGAAAGCAACGCAGAGACUCAAAUAUCAUCAUCUCAAGGAAGUCCCAUCAACGGGAGCGUUCAGACCUCAGAGGAAGCCCCUCAGCCAUCUCCCAUCAGAACGAAGCAGGUGGUGAAGACCGUGUCCAGCAGCGUCCAGGAGAAAAGUGCAGGCGUCGGCCUCCUGGCUGAGAAGAUGAAGAGGGAAUCUCUUCCAUCCAACGAGGAGAUUGACCGACUGCUGAAGAAGAAGAGUUCGCCCACACGGCGCAGGAAGUGCUCCAACAUGGUGUCCUCUUUGACGAAAAGCUGGAAGCAGGUGGAGAACCAGCGGAAGCUUGGAGAAGAAGGAGGAACAGGAGAUGGUAUCAGCUGUGGUCAAGACAAAGAAGGCAGAGAGAAGGACAGAAUAAAUGAACAAGAUGCUCAGAAACAUGGUGUGACUGUUUUAAAAGCAGGGGAACAAAGCGACUCUGAGGAAGAGUCAGUGAGGAUAAAAAGACCCCAGGUCUCAAUGUAUAAAAAGGAAGCCGAGGAUGCCAACAAGAUCAAUGCCCUUUCCAAGAAACACAGCGCUGUUGGAAACCUGAAGAGCCGCUGGCAAAACUGGGCUGUGGAGCACACAGUUAGCCAGAAACUGAACCCCUUCAGUGAAUACUUUGACUAUGAUUACUCAAUGUCGCUUCGCCUGCAGAAGGGCGAGGAGGGUUACGGACGUCCAAAGGAGGGUACAAAGACCGCAGAGAGGGCCAAACGAGCCGAGCAGCAUAUCCACCGUGAAAUAGAUGACAUGUGCUACGUGAUCAGGACUAUGGCUGAUCCGGACCCGGACGGAAAGACCCGGGUCACAUUUGGACAGCUUUUUGACAGAUAUGUUCGGAUCUCUGACAAGGUGGUGGGGAUUCUAAUGAGAGCCCGGAAGCAUGGGAAGGUGGCGUUUGAAGGGGAGAUGCUGUGGCAGGGCCAGGAUGAUGGAGUCAUCAUUACUCUGAUGGUCUGAUAGUUACACCCGAUGUCACAGACACCAGGAAGCGACAGAGACUGAACAGCUUGCAGGAUCCAUCAUUGUAGAUUACCUCAAGAACACAUUUGCUGCUGUUCUUAGUAGAUCACUUGAAGAUGUGUUUUUUUUUUUGGCAAUGUUUGUCAAUGUCUGAGAGUUUUGCAAAAACCUGCAAAUACUGUAAUCCUUUGAAUGAAGUCUUCAGAAGUGAAACCCAAUAUUUUCACGACUGAAAACUACAUUUGGAGUACCACAGAGAUCCUCAUUAGCCUUUUGCACUUUAUUUCCAGCUUUCUGUCUGUUAAUGAGACAGUAAAGAUUGAGCAAAGCAGUUUACCAGCACAGUAUUCAACGCAAAGAUUGCAUUUCAUUUUCUUUAAUGCUACCUUUUGCUCCACCUUACAAUUUAAUAACCACAAUAAAAAGGAUCACAGCUGAUAACUCAA
Messenger RNA from Fundulus heteroclitus (mummichog), 1843 nucleotides. RefSeq names its product actin binding Rho activating protein b (gene abrab). NCBI's taxonomy places the organism in Eukaryota, Metazoa, Chordata, Actinopteri, Cyprinodontiformes, Fundulidae. Gene Ontology annotation, cellular component: sarcomere. Gene Ontology annotation, biological process: positive regulation of transcription by RNA polymerase II; positive regulation of Rho protein signal transduction. The transcript has 2 exons. The record is from RefSeq and is a predicted model, not a curated record. Gene Ontology annotation, molecular function: actin binding. Bases 165 to 1394 code for a protein of 409 amino acids.